This is a messenger RNA of Entamoeba nuttalli P19, 798 nucleotides long. RefSeq lists its product as hypothetical. Gene Ontology annotation, molecular function: sequence-specific DNA binding. The transcript has a single exon. The record is from RefSeq and is a predicted model, not a curated record. Lineage: Eukaryota; Evosea; Mastigamoebida; Endamoebidae. Bases 1 to 798 code for a protein of 265 amino acids.
AUGAAGUAUAUUCCAAAUUUUAUUGAAAAGGAUACUGAAUACAAAGCAUGUGAAGAUAAAAUUAAUACGGUAUUAGAACAUAUUUAUAAUUUAAAAUUUGUAAUGAAAGUAAUAGAGUCAAAAGCAAAUUCAAGUGUAGAUGAAGAAAAUGUAAAAGAAGCGAAAGAGAAGAUGGAAAUAGUUCAAGAAAAGAUUGAUAAUUGUUAUGAAUUAAUAGAAAAAAUAGUAGGAGAAAAUAAAAUUUUAGCACAACGAUAUUGUUAUUAUUCAUAUUUUUAUUCAAUUAUAAUUGAAGAUGAAUUAGUAAGUAAAGAAGUAUUUAAUGAGAAACUUGGUUCAGAAAAUAUUUAUUCAUUUGAUAUGAAUAUAAAAGAAAAUGAAGACAAUAUUCAUAGAACAACAAUGAUUUAUAUUAUUUGUAAAAAUGAUUCUACAAUUAAAAAAUUACAUUCAUUUGUAAAUGAUAUGUGUUGGAAUAUUCAAAAAGAAAAUAAUUAUCAAGAAUGGUAUGAUUCAAAAAUAAUGGAACAUACUUAUGGAACUGAUGUUUGUUUCUAUAAUAACCCUAAUGAUGAACGUCACUCAAAAGAAUCUGAUAAUCAAAUAUAUACUGAUUUAAUUGAAAAAAUUAUGAAAUUUAAAUAUGAUUUUCAAACUGCAAAGAAAAUUGUUAGAGUAUUGUCUAUUGAAAAUGAUAGUAUUUGUGAAGUUAAAGAAUUAAUAUUUUCAAAAGAUCUUAAAAAGAAAUCUGAAGAUAUUAUUACUGCGUUACAAGAUUUUGAUUAUUGGGUUGAAUAA